GAUAUCCAAAAUGCUUAAUAAUCCUGUGGACAUAGGAUUAAAGCCAGCAUCAGGGCUAAAAUCUCCUAUGCUCAGAAUUUUAAAGCAUGAUAACAUGGAGAACGAAGCUGCUUGUGUAAACAGAAAUAGCCUGUUAACUAGUAAACAGCUAGCAGAAAUCAAAUCUACAUCUAUACAAAAAGAGGUGAAUGGUUGUCUUAAUCCUGAACCAUUGUCUCAGCAAGAAAUUGAAGACUGCAGUCUAAUUUUGACACCAAAACAGCUUCAUCAGAUAGUUAUUGGUCCUUCCACUAUUGACUUUGGAGAAGUCUGUGUGCAUUCUACAACUACCAGAAAAAUACAUAUCAUAAACAACCUACCUGUGCAUAUAUGGAUACAAAUAGAAAUUAAAAGUGAAGAACUGCAACGAACUAAUCCUUUGUUGCAUGUCAUAACGCCUUUUAUGAAAACUUGUAUUACCGUGGUGUUUGAGAAGGACACAUUAGGGAACUUUAAAAAGUCUUUCAUGUAUUCAAUAAACCAACGCCAUGUUGGACACAUUUUAGUAAUAGCAAAAGUUGUGCCAGUUGCUUUGGAGUUAUCUACAAGGGAAUUGACUUUAAAUCCUGCUUUUAGCUUUCUAGCAAAAACUGGAUUUAGGACAACAGUCACUCUAUAUAAUCAAAAAAACUAUCCUGCACAAUUUACUUGGAAACCUGUCAUCACAGAUAAAGGAAUGGGAUUUUCCAUCUGUCCAGAAAAGGGUAUAGUAGAAGCAAGUAAAGAUCUGGAAUGCGAAGUUGUUUGGCAUCCAAGUUUCUCCUCUUCUGCAAAUGGAGAAUUUGAUUUGUGUGUGCAUGAAGGAAAAACACUUAGAUUAAAAUGUUUUGCAAAGCUUGGCUCUACCAGUGUUCAGUUUAAGGAGCCACGGAUUACCUUUAAUAAUGCUCCUCUUCAUUUAACCACUUACAGAACAGCCAUUCUUCAAAAUUUGGGACAUAACCAUGCAUAUUUUCAGGUCCUUGAUGUCAAUCCAAUUCCUGGAAUGAUUAUAACUCCUUUUCAGGGUGUAAUUGCUGUGGGAGGCUGCACUGAAAUUAAAAUUUAUUUCAAACCCAAUGCAUUAAUGAAAUUUGACAGCAGAGUAGAGGUAGAAAUACGCAAUGCAAAAUCUUUGGAAUUUAGGAUUGGUGGAUCAGUAGAGGUUCCUGACAUACAUAUCAGUGUGUGCUCUUUUAUCUUCCCUGGUGUUUAUGUGGAUUCUACUCAAGAAAUACCAUUUUCUAUUGAGAACAAAGGAAAGUCAUAUGCUAAAGUGACAAUAGAUUUGUCUGAACAUGAUGACUUUACUCUACAUUUUCAGCCAGAUAUGCAUAAUACAUCAGAGGCAUCUCGAGUAUAUCGUGUGACUAUAGAAGCCAAUACUAUUAUGGACUGUUCUCUGAAUUUCACACCAAAAGAAGUGGCAGCCUAUGACUUUACUCUUCCAAUAAAAAUUAAUGCUGAUGAAGCUUGGUGUUCCACAAAUGCUUCAAAAAAGUUAAAUCCUGCUAGUUCAACAAAGCAUAUGGUUGUUCCUCGACCUCAGUCAUUGACUAUACCUACUCAAGAAUGCAAAGUUCAAGCAACUGUGUUGCAACCACCACUGCAUAUUUAUCCUUCAGAGCUCAUCUUUCAACAUAGUGUAAAAUGUAUCAACAUGGGUGUUAUAAGUGACAGCAGUAAUAUAAAGAAACUGUAUUUGAAAAACAUCUCCACGAAACAGCUUACUUGGCGAUUUGAUCUUGAUGCUGCAGGCAAAGCCGUAGAUGAUGGUAUCUUCAAAUUUAGUUUACAUACUGGAAUUCUCUAUCCGGGGCAAAAUACAGCUGUUACCAUAUGCUUCUGCCCAUAUUGGCCUGGAAUAUAUAUUGCUCAGCUGCCUGUAUUUUUGAAUGAGGAGCUACUUGUUUACAGAACAAUCAAUUUAUCUGGAAUUGUGAAAUCAAAUAAAAUUAAUUUUGAACCUCAGCUUUUGAUAUUGACUCCUGUUCCUCUCAAUGUUAAAACAGGAGCAGAUGUCUGUAUAAUUCCCCAGGAUUAUUUAAGGCCAUCCGUUUUACAAGUUGAAAUUCCAGAAUUUGAUUUUGAAGAUUAUGAUGGUGGUGGUGAUACUAGUGUUCAACAGAGACAUCCCUUAACAGUGCACUUUCCAGAAGGCAAUAGAAUUGAAAUAACACCAGAAGGAAACUGCAUUGGAUUCAGCUGCCACAUCAAUUUCAUUUCUUCAAAGCCACUGUCUUUUUUGAAGAAUUUAUUCUUUGUCGAUGAAGAAAGAAAUAGAUUCUCACUUCAAGUGUCUGCAACCGCAGAGAAUUGCCUUCUUACAGUGUAUCCCUACUUGGCUUGUCAUCUUACAAACCAACAAAUUGUCUUGGAAAGUGAUUCUAGUAAGAUAAUUUACAGCACUGGGGAUACUUUACAACAUCCAUGCUAUAUUCCUGGAACAUGUAUACAGUCUUCUUCCAGUAUUUUUGAUCCAGUUACCAACUCUGAUUAUGAAAAUUCUGUUUCAGAACUGGAAAAGAUCCUUGAAAAUGAAAACAUAAAGAAGCAGGAGGCUAUCAUCCAAAAUAAAUGGGUUAGGAGGAAUACAUCUGAUGAAUUAGUUUUUCCCGUAGAAGACACAGCAAAAUAUACUUUCUUCCAGAAAAUUGUAAUGGCAGCUCAGAACUGGUUUACUCUUUUUGGUUGGUCUAAAGGACCAAAUCCAAUUUCAAUUCCAUAUUCUCUAAGACGUGACCAGAUGACCUCAGCACUAAAGACAGCCCUCUCUGCAGACUCUUGCUUCAACGGCAACAAAGACGCCUUGACCCUCAAGAAUAAACUGGAAUGGAAAGAGGCCAAACUGUAUUAUCCCUGCCACCCUGAGAUUCCAGGUCCUGCAGCCAGCCAUGAAACUAAAUUGGCUGGACACUUUGAUUAUCUCAAGACUCUGCACCAGCCAGAUGACAGUUCUGGAGGCCAAAAAUGA
Thamnophis sirtalis is the source of this 2992-nucleotide messenger RNA. The record is from RefSeq and is a predicted model, not a curated record. NCBI's taxonomy places the organism in Eukaryota, Metazoa, Chordata, Lepidosauria, Squamata, Natricidae.